AUGCCUCCCACCACCAUCAACGACAUCGACGCCAACUCUGAAUCUGACGACGGAUCUUGGGUCGACGAAGAAGCUGCCAGUGGCUCCUCAUCCGAGUCUGAAUCCGAAUCCGAAUCCGAAUCAGGUUCAGGCUCAGGCUCAGAAGCAUCCGAUGCCUCAGAUGUCGAAAACCUACUCGAAUUAGGCCAAGCCCUGAUCUAUGGUAUUUUGCAACGCAAACCCAUUGAAGAUAUACGGACGAUACUGGAUGCAGGUGCCCCGCUUUGGUACCAGGAUGAGGAUGGGUGGAGUUGUCUGCAUGCGGCGGCGAGUUUGGAGGAUGAGAAGUUGAUCAAGGUAUUGCUGGAUGAAGGGGCCGUCUGGAAUGCCGUCGAUAAUCUGGGAAAUGGCGCGGGGGACAUCGCACUUUCACUCAAUAACGAGUCGUGCUAUAAGCUCAUUCGCGAUGCCGGGCUUCGUUCAGAGCUCCUUCUGCAACUCCUUGCAUCAAAAUCCAUCGAGCCACCGGAGACCCUGGUUCUCAAGGCCGUCGAUACAUCCGCCUUCGCGUCUUCAGAUGUCUUCCUCGCUUCGCCUCUCCGGUAUACGAAAGAUGAAAACGGGCAAGAGAUAUGCUUGUUGAAGUCAGAAGCUGGAACGGAAGUGGGAGUCAUGAUGGGGUGGGAACGUGAGAUCAUGCAGGAGACUGUUAAGCAGAUGUGUGCAGAACACCCGAAUAUGAAACAGGGGUUGAAGGUGCUCAAUGUCGGGUUUGGUCUCGGGAUCAUCGACACCUUUUUCGAAGAACUCCCGACUGCACCAACCCUUCACGUCAUUAUCGAGCCUCACAAAGAUGUCCUACAACACAUGCGCGAGAUGGGAUGGUUCGACAAACCAAAUGUCAAGAUCCUAGAAGGCAAAUGGCAAGAUUUCGUAUCCAGCAAGGAAUUGCUCGGCGUGGGCGGGUUUGACGCCGUCUACACAGAUACGUUCUCCGAAAACUACGAAGAUUUACGACAGUUUUGUGGAGUGGUCCCGAAGCUGUUGGCUGGGCCACAAUCUCGAUUCAGCUUUUUCAACGGAUUGGGCGCCACUAACGCCGUAUUCUACGACGUCUACACAAAGCUUGCAGAGCUCAACCUUGCAGACAUCGGCCUCGAUGUGCGGUGGAUAGACGUGGAUGUUGCAGCCGUGCAGGGCGAGGACAGGUGGGGGAAAACGAGGGAGUAUUUUGGCGUGAGGAUAUAUAGGAUGCCGAUUGGGUCGUUGAAAGCGAAAUGAAAAAUGACAGUUGUUGUGUUCCCGCCUUGCGCUAGCCUCAAACCGUUGAUGAUGAUGUUGCAUGUGGCCCCAUACUUACCCUGCGACUCCUAAAAGUGGUUUCACUCAUACAGCGGUGAUACAUCGUUUCC
Molecule: messenger RNA, 1391 nt
Organism: Stereum hirsutum FP-91666 SS1
Lineage: Eukaryota; Fungi; Basidiomycota; Agaricomycetes; Russulales; Stereaceae
Exons: 8
Coding region: 1-1260 (419 amino acids)
Biological process (GO): peptidyl-arginine methylation
Cellular component (GO): cytoplasm; nucleus
Molecular function (GO): protein binding; protein arginine N5-methyltransferase activity
Source: RefSeq, a predicted model, not a curated record